This is a messenger RNA of Aureobasidium vineae, 999 nucleotides long. Lineage: Eukaryota; Fungi; Ascomycota; Dothideomycetes; Dothideales; Saccotheciaceae. The record is from the annotation of a GenBank genome assembly.
AUGCCUCUCCCGCUAGGAAAAACCGUCAAAUCCCGCGCCGAUGUCUCCGACGACGAGAACGACUACGAAGAGUAUUCGGGAGACGACUCGUCCGCAUCCAUCAUUGAGACUGGUGAAGGCGAUGAGGUCGACAUCCUGAGCUCUUCCGACGAAGACGCAGAAGAGGACGUCAAGGAUAAGCUGAGCAACAUCUCGUUCGGCACACUGUCAAGAGCCCAGGAGUCCAUAUCGAAGAAACGCAAGAGAGCCACAGGAGACGACGACGAGAAGGAGGACAAACUAGAAGCUCUUCGCGCUCGUCUGCGAGAGUUGAGAGAGUCCAAAGGCGUAGAGGCCGCUCCCAAGAAGAACAAGAAGGAGGCAGAAAGGUCUUCGAGCAAACCUGCAGCCAAGAAAUCACGAGCAGCAAAGGACGCCAGCGACGACAGCGCUUCGGAUGGCAGCGACAGCGACUCGGACGAAGAUGGUCCUCCCCACGCUCGUAGUUCCAAGCACGCACCCAUGGCACAAGCAUCCAACAGACAGGUCACACGCAAACGCCAGGUCAUCGAUGUGCCCAAGCGCCAAAUCCGUGACCCUCGUUUCGGCCCACUAGGCGGUCCCGUAGAUGACACGGCACUUGCGAAGAAAUAUUCCUUCAUCAACGACUACCAGGAUUCGGAAAUGGCCGAGCUAAAGGCCGCUAUCAAGAAGACCAAGAGCGAAGACGACAAGGCAGUCCUCAAGCGCAAGUUGCUCAGCAUGGAGAGUAAGAAGAAAGCUCGCGAGAACAAGGAAAGAGAACAGGAAGUGAUACGCGACCACCGCAAGAAGGAGAAGGAAGCCAUUGCACAGGGCAAGAAUCCCUUUUACUUGAAGAAGUCGGACCAGAAGAAGCAAGCCCUGGUCAACAAGUUCGACAGCAUGAAGUCCAAGGACAGAGAAAGACUCAUCGAGAGACGCAGAAAGAAGGUCUCGCAANAGGAGAAGAAAAACAUGCCCGCUCCCAGACGCAUGUAA